Talaromyces marneffei is the source of this 2130-nucleotide messenger RNA. RefSeq lists its product as uncharacterized. Gene Ontology annotation, biological process: DNA-templated transcription. Gene Ontology annotation, cellular component: nucleus. The record is from RefSeq and is a predicted model, not a curated record. Gene Ontology annotation, molecular function: DNA binding; zinc ion binding. NCBI's taxonomy places the organism in Eukaryota, Fungi, Ascomycota, Eurotiomycetes, Eurotiales, Trichocomaceae. The transcript is spliced from 2 exons. The coding region runs from base 1 to 2130 and encodes 709 amino acids.
AUGCCCACUGGCCCGCCCUGCAAGCGAUGCGUGCACAUGAACAAAGCAUGUACAUUCGAAGAGCCUCCCAGCCAGCGAAAGAGAAGGUCUAUGCCGAAACUUGACGAUAUCGAUCCAUCAAUACUCCCUUUACUUCAUGGUACCGACAACGAUAUAUGGCGUGGAUUUGCAGCCAAUGCCAUGUCGCCAUUGCAAAUGUACAGCGGCGGGAUGUUUUAUGGUUCGCCCGGUUCAAGAAGCGACGAAAACAUGUCACCAAAGGGUCUAGAAAUACCGUCUUUGGAUGAAACUUUUGGACAUCUGCCCGGUCCAUCGGAGUUUGAGAAUAAUCAUCCGCCUCCAGACGCAAAUGAAAGAAUCUCUCCCGCCCGUCGGAUACCUACACGAAAUCCAGUGCACAAUAACCCCUUCGGUCAACAACAUCAGAGCCACGAAACAUCUCUAGAAUUUGUCCCAGAUGCAUUUACAUUCUAUAUUGGCCCCACAGGAGUGUCCGAUGUCCAUUUACUCGACUCACAACCGUACGACGAGAAGAACGUGUCAAGGCUCAAUGUCAAAGGAUUGAGAUAUCGACUCUUGAACCCUAGUUCCCGGGGCGAAAUCGCUCCGUCUACAAUAUUUGGCAUCACAGACCAAUCCUUAUUAGAUAAAGCGGAGCCUAAGGUGGACUAUCAAACAACGGAAUCGGCUUGGUCUGAUUUAUGGCAGGCCCUCGACCCGGUUGCAGCUUGGCACCUAAUCGAUCUCUAUAAUCGCUUCGUCGAUCCAUACUUUCCUAUCAUAUCCCAGGAGCAGAUACCCGAUAGCCCUGAUACUCUCAGCAAUAUGCCGCUGGGGUUGUUAACAGCUAUGUGCGCAACCGCACUUCCGUUUAUUAUGUAUAAUGAAGCGUUAUAUACACUAUUACUACGUCCGCCGUCGAUUCAAGAACUUUAUCGACUUGCCUGGCUAGGCGUCACAUCUGAAUUACACGCACCAUCGUUGACCACGUUGCAAGCUUGCCUUAUUCUAUUACAGCGGCUUCCGACAAACCUAUAUCUUUCAGAUACUGCAUUCACAUGGUCCCUUAUGUCGACUGCGGUAUCGAUAGCUCAAACUAUCGGACUACACAGAGAUCCAUCCGCAUGGCUUUCCGUACCAUCAUGGGAAAGACAACUCCGUCGGCGUCUGUGGUGGGCACUAUGGACCAUGGAAAAAUGGAUCGCUUUGGCGCGUGGCAUGCCUAGCCACUUACACGAAGAUGAUUCGGAUGUUGCUAUGAUUACCAUGGAGGACAUCAACGACACACUUUCUGAACCCUGCGAAAAUCAUGCCCAUCUUCCUCACUUGGUCAGUUUGACGGGUAUCUUGUCCGAUAUCUGUCGUACGUACUACACCGUACGCGCUAGCAAUGUCACUUCAAGUGACCUGCAGUAUUCUCUAGAUGCAGCGAGACUUCUUCGAGCACGCCUGAAAGCAUGGCGCGAUAAUCUACCAGAUACCUUGAGAUUCCGAGAUGCUCGAGGUUCUAAAGACUCUACAGGAUAUCGAGAUAGCACCGAACCCCAUCAAACCUAUCAUGGGCCGCGAGAAGACCUAGAUGGCAAUGGUAGCUUACAUCUCUCGUAUAUUGUUACACACAUGACGCUUUUCCGAGCUCUGCUGCGACCUUUGAACAAAUGGCCUUCUAUCCUCGCUCGGUCUUCACCAGAUCAGGCAAAUGCGAUCAAUGAGGGGGCACGAGCAGUGGUCCGAGGCGCUUUACUUUGUGUUAAGGAGUUUGUGGAAUUUAUGGAAGCCCUGACAGAAACCCAGUGGAAUGCUUUUUGGCACAGUUGGAGCCGUCCAAACUUUGCAAUCGCCGGCUCAUUCAUGGUACAUGUUUUACAUACUACUGCGCCAUACGAUGCCACACGACGGGCCGAGAUAGAUGCAUCCGGUCUACCUUCAACCUACAUAACUUUUGAAGAAGAAUACGAGGAUCUCAAAGGCUGGAUUCGACGAUGGCGCUGGGCAAAUCGUGUUUCUGUCAAUGGUGCUGCGGGUGUCAAAGGUCUAACCAACCUUGGUCUCAUGAAAGCUGAAACAUUGAUGGAGAAGAUGGAGUCGAGCCAUUUUGCGACUGACUCACAAAGUGGGAAAUCUACUUAG